Molecule: messenger RNA, 487 nt
Organism: Hemisphaericaspora subhashii
Lineage: Eukaryota; Fungi; Ascomycota; Pichiomycetes; Serinales; Debaryomycetaceae
Product: FAA24
Exons: 1
Biological process (GO): long-chain fatty acid metabolic process
Cellular component (GO): membrane; endoplasmic reticulum
Molecular function (GO): long-chain fatty acid-CoA ligase activity
Source: RefSeq, a predicted model, not a curated record
AGUGAAGAAUUUCUUUAAGUUACAACAAGGGGAAUAUAUUUCACCUGAAAAGAUUGAGAAUAGAUAUUUGUCAUCCAAUCCAAUGAUUAGUCAAUUAUAUGUCCAUGGUGAUUCGUUGAAGGAAUACUUGGUUGGGAUUGUAGGUAUUGAAUAUGAAAAAGGGUUGAAGUUUUUAAAUCAACUUGGCUAUAAUAAGAUUGGUAUGUCAAGUGAAGAAAUGUUAAUUGAAAUGAAUAGUGUCAAUGUAAAGAGUAAAUUUUUAGACAUGAUAAAUAAGAAUGUUAACGGGAAAUUACAUGGAUUUGAGAUAUUACAUAAUAUUCAUAUUGAAAUUAAUCCAUUGACUGUUGAAAGAGAUGUUGUUACUCCUACUUUCAAGAUCAAGAGACCAGUAGCCUCCAGAUUCUUUGGUGCUAUUUUCCAUCGUUUAUAUGAAAUUGAACAAUCUUUGGUAUUGGCUGCAAGAUUGAAGGUUGCUAAGUUGUAA